Molecule: messenger RNA, 1551 nt
Organism: Aspergillus pseudoviridinutans
Lineage: Eukaryota; Fungi; Ascomycota; Eurotiomycetes; Eurotiales; Aspergillaceae
Product: cytochrome P450
Exons: 8
Coding region: 1-1551 (516 amino acids)
Molecular function (GO): oxidoreductase activity, acting on paired donors, with incorporation or reduction of molecular oxygen; monooxygenase activity; iron ion binding
Source: RefSeq, a predicted model, not a curated record
AUGGGCUUAGCAAGUGACACAAUAGCUCCCCUUGCGGAAAAAUGGCAUGAUACGACAUGGAGCACCAUUGCUCUGUAUGGCACGGUGAUCUUCGUUACUCGGCUGCUCAUCGUGUCAAUCUAUCGCCUCUAUUUUCAUCCAUUGGCCCAGUAUCCUGGCCCUUUGCUGUGCCGCAUCAGUAUUCUACCAAGCCUGUAUUAUGCCUGGACAGGAGACAGACAUUUGGUCGUUGACAAGAUGCACAAGGCUUAUGGCAAGGUUCUGCGUCUCGAGCCCAACCUGAUCUCGAUAUGUACUCCAAAUGCAAUCAGGACUGUCUAUGGUCCCGGGACCAAAUUCGAAAAGGGGAUGUUCUAUUCUCGAGGGCCAAAGGAGAAGCAGCUUCUCGUGAACCUAGCAAGCACGACGGAUAAGCGCGUCCAUGCCCGAAAACGACGGAUUAUCUCGCAUGCGAUGAGCGAGGCAGCCAUCCGGUCCUAUGAACCCACGAUCCUAGAAAAGACACGAUUGUUCUGCCAAAGGGUCUCUGAUCCUACGACCUUCGAGGGUACCUACAAGAAUAUGUCGCGAUGGUUUUCCUUCCUCACCUACGACAUCAUGGGCGAACUUACGUUUAGCCAGAGCUAUGACAUGUUAACCAAGAGCGACAACCACUUCAUUCAGCCCUUGAUCGAUUCAUAUCAGCACAGCCAGGUGAUUCUUGGCACAGAGCCCAAGAUCGAGCAAUGGGGCCUGGCGCCUCUGCUCUUUUUGCGCAUCAUGGCUGCCAACCAGCGAUUCCGCAAAUACGUCGAUGACCAGGUAAACGGCCGCAUCGCGCUGGAGAAGUCAGGAAACGGGCCCUCGGAUAUUUUUAAACUUUUGCUCGAUCAUAAGGACAAGGAAACCGGCGAGAGUAUGGGAUUCAAGGAGCUCUCCGACGAAGCGGUCGUCCUGAUCAUAGCCGCGAGCGAUACAACUGGUACCGCUCUUGCCGGACUGUUCUUCUACCUAGCCCGGUAUCCCGCAUGCUACAAAAAGCUGCAACAGGAGAUCCGGUCCCAGUUCUCCGACGUGGAAGACAUUGUUGGCGGACCGAAACUCCUUGCCUGUAAGUACAUGCGCGCCUGUGUGGAUGAGGCCCUGCGUAUGUCCCCGGGCGUUCCAGGGUUUCUCACCCGCGAGGCACCCGAGGGCGCUUCCAUCGACGGCCACUAUUUCGCGCCCCACGUGCAAGUGGGAAUCCCUACCUGGACGAUGCACCGAGAUCCCGACGUCUAUCCACAGCCGCAAGUGUUUAAGCCAGAGCGGUGGAUGGUUGACUCAGAGGAAGCGCUGCAACGGCUGCGCUCAGCCUACUAUCCCUUCAGCACGGGGACUCGCGGAUGCAUUGGCAAGAACAUGGCCUAUCAUUCUAUCUACCUGAUCGUUGCUCGGCUGGCGUUUCUGUUCGAUAUCGAAUCACGCGAUCCUCUACCUUUGGAGUUCCACGUGAAGGACCAUUUUGCCGCUGGCAAUAAGCAGGGGCCAUAUCUKAAAUUUACUCCAUCCCUGAAGUCUGCCAAAAAUUAA